This is a messenger RNA of Westerdykella ornata, 528 nucleotides long. RefSeq names its product phosphatases II. Gene Ontology annotation, cellular component: nucleus. The transcript has a single exon. Gene Ontology annotation, biological process: protein dephosphorylation. The annotation marks the transcript as partial. Lineage: Eukaryota; Fungi; Ascomycota; Dothideomycetes; Pleosporales; Sporormiaceae. Gene Ontology annotation, molecular function: protein tyrosine/serine/threonine phosphatase activity. The record is from RefSeq and is a predicted model, not a curated record.
AUGGGCUGGGUUGACCAGGUUCCCGGCGCCGGCAAGCUCUACAUUGGAGGACUCUACGGCCUCUAUCAGACGGACCUUAUCAGCGCUGCGGGAAUAACGCAUGUUCUCUCCGCCAUUGACUACGAUCCGUUGUUACAACAACACUUCUCGCAUCUGAAGCAUUUCCAUGUGCGCGUUGAUGACGACCCCAACCAGGAUUUGCUGCAGUAUUUUGACGCCGGAAGUCGAUACAUCGACGAGGGGAUUAGCAGCGGUGGCGGAGUGUUUGUGCAUUGUGCUAUGGGUAAGAGUCGGAGUGCGACGUUCGUGGUGGCAUAUCUGAUGUGGAAGUGCGGCGUCACUUGGGAGAGAGGGUUGGACAUGUUAUGUAAAGGGCGGCCGGUGUGUGACCCGAAUGUGGGAUUUAAGGAGCAGCUGGGGGUGUGGCAAGAGAUGCUGAUGGUUGGGCGCAAGGAACGGAGAGAGGCAAUCUACAAGAGGUGGUUGGAAGAGAGGUUUACCGGAGAACCGUGGGAGUGGGAGGAGAGA